This is a messenger RNA of Ctenocephalides felis (cat flea), 2088 nucleotides long. RefSeq names its product caspase-8-like. Gene Ontology annotation, molecular function: cysteine-type endopeptidase activity. The coding region runs from base 1 to 1488 and encodes 495 amino acids. NCBI's taxonomy places the organism in Eukaryota, Metazoa, Arthropoda, Insecta, Siphonaptera, Pulicidae. The transcript is spliced from 2 exons. The record is from RefSeq and is a predicted model, not a curated record. Gene Ontology annotation, biological process: proteolysis.
AUGUAUUCGUGUGAUUCCAACCCGGUUGUUGUUUCCAACAACUUAUCAAGAGUCAAAUGGGAAAAUAUACAAUUCAUAGAAGACAACCUUUCCAGGUACGAAAAAGUAUCUUUACUAUUUCUGCUCCAUGGUCAUGGUCAACCAGCAACAGGUUACAAUAACAUUUUGCAAUUGAUCAAUCCCAGCAAUCAGGGACCUACAACAUUUCUCAAACAAUGGGCUAGUAAUAACAACAAUUGGGAGAACGUUUUGCGAGAAGCCCUGACUUUGAUUCAGAAUUUUGCGAUUCUGGAUAAACUUGGUUUAGAUUAUCAAGAUGAAUGCUUGAGGUUUUUACCUAGACAAAGCGAUUGCUCCGUUUAUAUUCAUCCUUUGAUUAAAAUUCUGUACCAUUUGUGUGAAGACUCCACAAAGGAAGUUGUUAAAUCGAUCGUGAAUGAAAUGCGUAAAGUUGCAACUUUGGUGGAUGACUUCAUAAUGCUUGAAUAUUUUGAAGUUAAUAUUUUGAAUUGGAUUCAAAAAGGCGUGAUAAAGGUUGGCGGCAACGACAAAGCAAAUGUUUCCAUGUUAUUGCAAGUACUAAAAACUUUGGAGCUAGAAAAGUAUUAUGAUUUAUUGAAAAAUGCUGAAAAUCGCGUCAAUGUCAAUCAAAGCAAUUGCUUGUCCAAUGAUUUGAUAAAUACGUCUCAAUCCCUGAGUUCCUGCACAGUUGUGAAUCGUAGUUUAUCAGAUUAUUACAACCUGGAUAUAGACAAUAUGGGUGUAUGUUUAAUUAUAGAUGAAAAAGACUUUGCCCCAAGUUUUGUCACCGGAGCACCGACAUUAGAAACAAGAUAUGGUACAGAGAUUGAUAGGCAAAAAGUGAGUGACAUGUUUUCUUCCUACGGAUACCGAAUUGUUGUAAAACAAAAUUUAAAAAGUUUUGAAAUACUAAACACUGUUGACAAGUACGCUAAUGAAUUGAAACCUUCCGACUGUUCCUUUGUUGUAUGCAUAUUAUCACACGGGCACAUAGGUGCUGUUUUUGGAACCGAUUGUCUUCCUGUCGACAUCAGCAAAAUAAACCAAAGAAUGAGAUCCAAACAAUUACUCAACAAACCCAGUAUACUACUUAUCCAAGCAUGCCAAACACCUGUCCAGUCUUCCUUUAUCAAGCAAGAACUGACUAUUGAUGGUCAUCAUAUGUUGCAAGAUGCUGCAAUGACAACGGCUUGCGAUUUUGUGAUCUUUAAUUCUACUGUGGAAGGGUAUGCCAGUAUAAGAGAUAAGAAGCAAGGUUCCUGGUUUAUACAAGAAGUUUGUGAUGUUUUGGAUAAGUAUGGAGAAGAACGAGAGAUUACUGAACUUUUUAAGCAGAUUACCAGGAAUGUUGUGCAGAAAAUUUGGACGCACAAGAAUCAAGAUGGUUGUAUGGUGCCUAAAUUUUCUAGCACUUUUAUUAAGAACUUUGUCUUUCCACGACGACGGGGGGAUAGAAGGACUAGCUGAAUUUUAAGAAAUAAGGUAAAAGAUUCGAGUUAUAUUAAUGAGUUGUAACGGGGCGUCCAUUAAUCACGUGAUCGAUUUUUUAAAGAUUUUUGGACCCCCGCCUCUCCCUUUGUGAUACAUUCAAAAUUAAACCCUCACCCUUCCCCAGCGAACAUCACGUGAAAUUCAAAUAAAAUUUUUGAUUUUUUUUAAAAUGUUUGGAUUUUUUAAAAAAAUCAGUCUAAAAAUAAAUACACGUGAUAUCUUUCUAUAUCCCUCCCUCCCCCCUAAAAACUUCACGUGAUACAUUCAAAAUUAAACCCCCACCCUUCCCCAGCGAACAUCACGUGAAAUUCAAGUGAAAAUUUUGUUUUUUUUUAACAUGUUUGGAUUUUUUCAAAAAAAUCAGUCAAAAUAUAAAUACACGUGAUAUCUUUCUAUAUCCCUCCCUCCCCCCUAAAAACCUCACGUGAUACAUUCAAAAUUAAACCCCCACCCUUCCCCAGCGAACAUCACGUGAAAUUCAAGUGAAAAUUUUGAUUUUUUUUUAACAUGUUUGGAUUUUUUCAAAAAAAUCAGUCAAAAAAUAAAUACACGUGAUAUCUUUCUAUAUCCCUCCCU